AUGUUCGCAUGUUCUGCUCUACUUUUUCUGGCACUCUCUGUGACUUAUCAAAUUCUACCAUCAACGCGGGCAUUCCCAAUAGAUUGCCAAAAGAACACUGCAUUCUGUUUAGAAAAAAUAACGAAGGACGUCACUCAAGUUCAGCAGAACAAAACAUUGGCGAAAUCUAAGAACUGUGUUGAGCUCUACUAUUCCGGUCAAAGGAUCAGCGGUGUUUACACAAUCGACCCAGAUGGCUCAGGCGCCUUUAAUGUCUAUUGUGACCAAACUACUUCCGGUGGGGGAUGGACAGUCUUUCAGAAGAGAAUGGAUGGCUCCGUUGAUUUUAACCGCACCUGGAAUAACUACAAAUAUGGCUUCGGUAACUUGCUCGGUGAAUUUUGGCUCGGACUGGACAAGAUAAACCGUCUGACACAAAACAAAACAAAGAACAUGCUUCGAAUAGAUCUGGGGGUAACUACGCGCCAAACUGUUCACGCUGAGUAUGAAUGGUUUGGGAUUGGGAAUGCUACGGCUGACUACCGCCUGUACAUUGGCAAUAUGACGAAUUCAACUGUUUCAUUUGACUCCCUCAAUCCUCACAAAGAUCUCAUUUUUGGUACCUGGGAUAGAGAUCCUGCCCAUUGUGCUCAAAAAAGAGGCGGAGGCUGGUGGUAUGGCAACAGUAGUGCUUGUGCUGUUUGGUCGAAUCUCAACGGAAUUUAUCCGCAUUGUCGAAAGGAAACCUGGGCCGAUAUCCAUUGGGGAAACUUAGAUCCAAACAGACCCGCGGGUAGCGCCCCCAUAUCAACUGAAAUGAAAAUUAGACCAGUGGAUCUUUUUUAAAAUUUUCUGACGGUAAAGUGUUCAUGUAUAUAGUGAUUUCUGCGUCCUCUGA
Messenger RNA from Pocillopora verrucosa, 877 nucleotides. The record is from RefSeq and is a predicted model, not a curated record. NCBI's taxonomy places the organism in Eukaryota, Metazoa, Cnidaria, Anthozoa, Scleractinia, Pocilloporidae.